UUGAUCAGGAUCAGUACGAACAGUAAUCAGUACUCUACACAAGACGGUUUCGAGAUGGAUUAUCAAUUCCGAUAGAGCUCUCACAGAUUGUGUCAAAGUCGAAGUUACAUUGCGACUGACAGCAACAAGCUGGCCCUUGAAGUUUAUGGGAAAAAUAAAGGAAGUCGUGCACUCAAAAGUUUUAGGGAUUUUGCAUUGACAGCUUACGAUUUAAAUGACUAUUUUAGUAACGCACUGUAGACAGGUUAAUGUGGCAAAAGUAUGCCGGUUUCGUCAACACUUCAGACAAAGUGUGGAUUUUAUGUCGUGUAAUUCAUUAAAACUGUCUUCUUCAAAUAUGAGUAAACGGAAGGUUUUUGUAACUCGUCCAGAUGUACCUGCGGCAGGCUUGAAUAUGUUAAAAGAGCGAUUUGAUGUUAGUACUUGGUCAGAAGAGAGGCCUGUACCCAGAGAAGAACUGGUGAAACAGGUGCAAGGGAAAGAUGCCUUGUUCUGUAUGUUGACUGAUAAGAUCGACAAGGAACUGCUUGAUAAUGCAGGGAAACAUUUAAAGGUCAUAGGGACAAUGUCAGUUGGCUAUGAUCAUAUUGAUGUGGCUGAGGUUCGGUCUCGAGGCAUAAGGAUUGGUUACACUCCAGAUGUCCUGACAGAUGCAGUUGCAGAACUUACUAUUGCACUUCUUCUGGCCACAUCACGGAGACUUUUCGAGGGACAUCAACAGAUUCUUGAUGGGAAGUGGAGUGCCUGGGCUCCAACAUGGAUGUGUGGUGUAGAAUUGAAGCACUCCACAGUUGGUAUAGUAGGAUUUGGGCGAAUUGGACAGGGGGUUGCAAGGAGGCUAAACGGCUUUAGUGUCAACAGGAUACUUUAUUCAGGAAGAUAUGAGAAGCCAGAAGGAAAAGAAAUUGGUGCAACUCAUGUCUCUUUCGAUGAUCUGGUGUCAGAGAGUGAUUUCAUAAUAGUAACCUGUGCUCUCACACCAGAAACCAAAGAAAUGUUUAAUGAUGCUGUCUUUGCCAAGAUGAAACAAAAUGUUAUAUUUAUCAAUACAAGUAGAGGAGGUGUAGUAGACCAGCCUGCCCUGCAGCGAGCCCUUGAGAACAGGACAAUCCUAGCAGCAGGCCUGGAUGUCACCACACCCGAACCCCUGCCUCCUACACACCCUUUGCUUCAACUAAAGAACUGUGUAAUAGUACCGCAUAUUGGAAGUGCCACAACGUGGACCCGUGGUGAGAUGUGUAUCCUUACAGCCCGCAACAUCAUUGCAGCUUUAGAUGACAAACCUAUGCCUGCUGAAGUUUUGUGAAGUAAAACUCUGAAAGGCACUUGCAGCAUGAUUAUACCAGUCAUGCAGAGUAAUGGACACCCCCCACCUGUGAUGACAUAACAGCAGAGCAGCUGUGUCAGGCAACCAUUGUUGUGGUGAAGUAACAGCAUAGGAGCCGCUGCCACUGCUACUGUAACAGGCCAGUAACCCCCCCCCCCCUGUGGUGACGUAACAGGGGACACCACUGUUAACACAAGGCAACAGGGAAUGGUAUAAAAGGCCGGCUGAGUGGUGUGUGAGACAGUGUGUGAUUAGGAGUGACACAGUAUGGAUC
This is a messenger RNA of Cryptotermes secundus, 1601 nucleotides long. RefSeq names its product glyoxylate reductase/hydroxypyruvate reductase. NCBI's taxonomy places the organism in Eukaryota, Metazoa, Arthropoda, Insecta, Blattodea, Kalotermitidae. Gene Ontology annotation, cellular component: cytosol. Bases 215 to 1306 code for a protein of 363 amino acids. The transcript is spliced from 8 exons. The record is from RefSeq and is a predicted model, not a curated record. Gene Ontology annotation, molecular function: glyoxylate reductase (NADPH) activity; hydroxypyruvate reductase (NADH) activity; hydroxypyruvate reductase [NAD(P)H] activity.